GCGACUGCACGGCGUAGCCGCGGCCCCGUGGGGAUGACGGUCAGCGCGCGUUCCCGGAGCGCGUGAGAGCGGAGGGGACUUGGCCCGGUGGACGUCGGCCGCUGGCGGGCGACACAGGUGUUCGGGAUGGAAGCGGAAGGCUUGGAUUGGCUUUUGGUCCCGCUGCACCGGCUGGUGUCCUGGGGGGCCGCCGGGGCCAUGGUGUUUGGAGGGGUGGUGCCGUACAUCCCGCAGUACAGGGACAUCCGGAGGACUCAGAACGCCGAGGGCUUCUCCACCUACGUGUGUCUGGUGCUCCUGGUGGCCAAUAUUUUACGGAUUCUUUUCUGGUUCGGAAGGCAUUUCGAGUCUCCGCUUCUCUGGCAGAGCAUCGUCAUGAUCCUGACUAUGCUGCUGAUGUUGAAGCUCUGCACCGAGGUCCGCGUGGCGAACGAGCUGAACGUGAAGCGCCGUUUCUUCGCAGACUUCGACCCUCACCACUUCUGGCACUGGAGCAGCUUUGCAGACUAUGUGCAGUGUGUCCUGGCCUUCACAGGUGUGGCGGGCUACAUCACAUACCUGUCCAUCGACUCGGCCCUGUUUGUGGAGACCCUGGGCUUCCUGGCUGUGCUGACAGAGGCCAUGCUGGGCGUGCCGCAGCUCUACCGCAACCACCGCCACCAGUCCACAGAGGGCAUGAGCAUCAAGAUGGUGCUCAUGUGGACGAGUGGCGACACCUUCAAGACGGCGUACUUCCUGCUGAACGGCGCGCCCCUGCAGUUCUCCGUGUGCGGCCUGCUGCAGGUGCUUGUGGACCUGGCCAUCCUGGCGCAGGCCUACGCCUUCGCCCGCCACCCGGCAAAGCCGGCCCCCCACGCAGCGCACCCCGCCAGUGCCAAGGCCCUCUGAGGCGGCUGGGGAGGAUGAGGACGUGUGACCACUGGCCACAGGCACCGCCCCAGCCACCUGUCCUCCUGCGUGGGGCAGGUGGGCACCGUGGCCCCCUGAGAUGGCAUCCGGGCCGUCAGGGUCUCAAUCAGCCUCCAUGGGCUCUCAGGGUGGCGGGUGGGGGCCCAGGUGCCAAUGUUUGUGCUCACUCACCCCGAGGAAGAGUGUGAGCCG
Molecule: messenger RNA, 1101 nt
Organism: Ceratotherium simum simum (southern white rhinoceros)
Lineage: Eukaryota; Metazoa; Chordata; Mammalia; Perissodactyla; Rhinocerotidae
Gene: SLC66A2
Product: solute carrier family 66 member 2
Biological process (GO): retrograde transport, endosome to Golgi; phospholipid translocation
Cellular component (GO): trans-Golgi network; endosome
Source: RefSeq, a predicted model, not a curated record